AUGAGAGUAGUGCAGAAGAAUCUUGUAUACGUAAUAGGGCUAAGUCCAAAGAUCGCAACAGAGGAGAUAUUGCGAUCACACGAUUACUUUGGUCAGUAUGGCAGGAUUGCUAAGAUUGUCGUUAAUCGACGUAAUACAACAUCAUCUAGCACUCCUGGUGUUCCAACACCACAACCAAGUGUUGGCGUCUACAUUACGUACUAUCGGAAGGAAGAUGCGGCAAAGGCAAUAGCUGCAGUAGACGGUAGCAUGUCCGAUGGGAAAGUUCUAAGAGCAUCGUAUGGUACCACCAAAUACUGUACAAACUAUCUACAAAAUACGAAAUGUCAGAAUCCUACAUGCAUGUAUUUACACGAACCGGGAGAAGAGGCUGACAGUUAUACAAAGGAAGAUCUGGCUUCAGUAAAGUAUCAUUUGAAGGAUCACGUGAAUGAAAAAGAUGCACCUUCGAAGGGACAUGCCAUUGGCAAAGUAACAUCUGCACCUUCCUCCUCAUUCCAUGUAAAGAAAGAGCCACCUCAUCGAGUAUUUGGACCAGAUCACGAUAAGACUAAUCAUGAUGAUAAAGAUGAAGGCAAACCGUCAAGUGUUGAAAAUACUCCAGUACUCAACAAAUACUCCAUGCCUACGUCUAAUUCACAGUCACAACCAUCCACUCCUCACAAUUCUCAACACCCUCCAUUUUCACAACCACCACACUCAUCACCCCCAACACAACCUUACCAGAGACCAAGACGAGCUGCAACAAUAGAUGUAUUACCAUCCGCAAAGUCAUCAACAAAGAAGUCUACUGAACAGCUAACAAACGCGACCCCAGUAACCCCUCCCCCCGUAAAACGAAAAGACACAGUAGAAUUAGGAAAACAGAAACAGCUACAAAUACAACAACAAUCCGGUUCUAUACAACAACAAUCCUUUCCUUCACAAACCGAGCAACCGAAAAAAGAUAAAGCACAGCAACAAACAGAUAUAUUAAAAGAUCCGGCAUCAAACAACUCUAAUCCACAGACACCUAAAUACCCAACUAAGCAACCAACAAUCCCUGACUUUGAUCAAGUCUUAUCUGCACUGAGUGACGGAUCGUUCACGUUUGCUUUAAAUAAUGGAACAGUGGAUGAAACCGUAACAGAGAUUAAAGAAAAAGAUGAAGAUAUCGCGCUUUCUACUUCUGAAGCUGGAGUCUCAAGGAUAGUGUCUCCCCCGCCAGGUGUUGGAUUUGGUAGAACUGAUACAGUUGGAAGUGCAAUUAACAGUGUACCUGAUGCCGAAUAUACUCAACCAGCAUUAACUCCAUAUCGAGGACUAUUUAAUCCAUUUGCGUCCAAUGAAGAUAAACGAUUUGAUCCAUUUGCUGCUAGUAAUACUCAAACACAGAUAGCAUUACCAACCGAUUCCACAUCUAAUCAUAAUAAUAUAUUAGGGUCACCAUCUACGCAAUCAACUACCAAGUCACGACAUGCAUCUCGUUUUGAUUUUGCACAGGACGAAAAUGACACAUACUCAAUUUCCGAUCCACUAUCAAUGAAAGACUUGCAAGAGGGUUUUCGAGCCUUGUUUCCCAAUGUUAAUGUUAGUUUCGGUCCAAGUGAGACGCAUUCGGACUUGGCUUGGACUAACACGACAGACACGCCUCUCAAUACACCUCGUCGUAGAAAUUUCACAGCUCCGCCAGGAGUACCAUUACCCAGUCCAUUAACUCCCAUACAAUCAUUAAAUUCGACUAAUACGACCACACAGUUAGAUUCUCAUUAUCAACAGAGUCUGAUGAUGCAAGCCCAUCAACACGUAAACACCGGAAUGAACGCAACAGCGAAGAUACCUCCACCGGGAAUAUAUCCAUCAACGACGAGGAUGGAUUAUGAUGUGAAUACCGGAUGGAACACAGCGUCAGGAGCGCCGUGGAACAUGGAUGAAGAGUUCUUACCACGACCAAUGCCUCAUCAAGAGCAGCAGGCAUUUGUGCAACAUGGAAUGCAAAGGUCAUCUAAAGAAGAGGCUCAAGAUUUCUUUGGAGCGUUUUUGAAGGCUGCAUCUGUUAAUUCGAAUCCACAUGACGAGACGCAGAAUGAGGCAAUGUACAUGCAUUUGCCACCUAAUCGAUCGGUUACAUUGCCCAAGGAAACACAUACGACGGAAACUGUUCCUAGCAUGUCAUUCCAAGACCCAGCAAUCAUGUCUGUGCGCCUAUCUAAUCCGCCUGAUUCACCAUAUCGGACACCCAGUACCUCAGUUGUGCCUCAGCCCCAUCAACAACUCCCUACUAUCGGGGGCCAUCGUUUGAGUUCGCCAAUGAUGCACACAUGGAACGGUACGAACAGUCUCUCGUCAAAAGUUGCGAGGGUCUCGACCGAAGAUUUCGAGAAGCAAGCGGCCAAUGCUCAAAGACAAGCUGAACUACUAGAACAUCGAUUGAAGACGGUCAUUAAGAAGACUGCGCAUCAUCUGCCGGACGCAUGGAAAUUAGAUUUAGUAAUGGAGAAAGAUGUAAUUGAUAGUAUUUACUAUUUAGUUGAGAAGCUUCUAGUAGAUGACGCAGACAGAUGUGGUGCUUCACCACUUCGAGACGCUUCACUCGUGGCCGAGUGUCCUGUUCGGCGAUGA
Messenger RNA from Paraglomus brasilianum, 2601 nucleotides. Lineage: Eukaryota; Fungi; Glomeromycota; Glomeromycetes; Paraglomerales; Paraglomeraceae. The record is from the annotation of a GenBank genome assembly.